Molecule: messenger RNA, 1135 nt
Organism: Poecilia reticulata (guppy)
Lineage: Eukaryota; Metazoa; Chordata; Actinopteri; Cyprinodontiformes; Poeciliidae
Source: RefSeq, a predicted model, not a curated record
GCGGGGAGUGUUCUGUGUUGUCAGUCCCUGCCUGUCAAGCAGCGUCUUUUAAAUGUUGUAGUUGAUGUGCUGGACUAAUUCUUUGCGCUCUUCUUAAAUGGCUUAAAAUAACCCUGGCUAUCUCGAACCUGUUAGACGCUUCUAAACGCUGAAACUGUUUAAAUUGCGACGGACAAGGAGCAGUCGYCACAGAAAUGCGUUUCUUUACUUUUGUUUUCAUUUUUUUCAAACAUUUAUCGACCGCCCUUCCUCUUCACGUAGAUGCCAUCAUAGUUCAGAUCCAGCAGUGGGGGGUGGUAGGAGCUCAGCAUGUCRCAGAGCAAGUUUUGCUCAAUGGAAUUUCUCUCUCAAGCCCAAGCUGGGAGGUCCAGAGCAUAAUUAAAAGCAUGUCCGCCAGUGACCUCCUACCUGAUGGGCUCAGCAAUAACCAGACUUCAGUUCUAAGAAAUCAUACUGUCCUUCGCUCUCGGGAAUGCAUCAUAGAGGGUUCUCGGCUCCACUGGUCUGAUUGGGUGUUUUGUGACGGCAAGGUCUUCCUGACCCUGGAGCACAACGACACAUGGACAGCCCAUGCGCCAGAGGCAAGGGCCCUCAAAAACCUGUGGGACCAGGAAGUGGAGCAUUCAAAGUUCGAGAGACGUCGUCUGCAGGAGGGCUGCAUUCAGCUGAUGAAGGAACUGAAACUUUCGGAGGAAGAGUCAGUUCAUGGAAUUGCUCURCCCAGAUUUCUGAUCCCUAUCUUGGCUGUGAUGGCAUUUUUAAUGCUAAUUAUAGUGACCAUUCUUAUCUCAAGAGGCCCUGGUCUAAUUCACCCUGGAGGGGUGAUCGGCUCCAUUAUCCAUUACCCCAAAGAUGUAACUCACACUGAUGAGAAGGAAUGUGGUUACAGAGCACUGUGACUCAAAAGGCUCAUGAAUACAAAGUUGCUUGUGAAUGGAUGUUUUUGUCAUAUGUGUUAUGUUUUUCUUAUUCUCUUUAUUGCUUAUGCUUAUUUUUAAAAAAUAUUAAUUGCUUAAAGAAAAAUUAACACAAGUGUUUGAUGCAGUAAGUUGUUCACAUUCUUGUCAACACCAAUAAACUCCUCACACAAAACUUGACAUGUUCCUGAACACCCAAUAAAAACGGUGCAAACUAA